This is a messenger RNA of Hydractinia symbiolongicarpus, 1574 nucleotides long. RefSeq names its product E3 ubiquitin-protein ligase MARCHF1-like. The record is from RefSeq and is a predicted model, not a curated record. The transcript is spliced from 4 exons. Gene Ontology annotation, molecular function: MHC protein binding; ubiquitin protein ligase activity; zinc ion binding. Lineage: Eukaryota; Metazoa; Cnidaria; Hydrozoa; Anthoathecata; Hydractiniidae. Bases 207 to 932 code for a protein of 241 amino acids. Gene Ontology annotation, biological process: immune response; antigen processing and presentation of peptide antigen via MHC class II; protein polyubiquitination. Gene Ontology annotation, cellular component: early endosome membrane; cytoplasm; late endosome membrane.
UAUAAAUCCUCUUGUGGACCAUAACCACAAAUUAAACCACUAACCUGGUAGAUAUGUGUGCAAAUUAUGAUAACAUUUGGCAGGUACCAAUUUUAGUAAAGAUGGCUAUGAAACGAAGUUAUUUACUUUUUCAUUAAAACCCACUUGUUAGCUAACACACACAGACAACCAAUGUAUGAUAAGCAGCCCAGCAGCAGUUUAUAUACAUGACUGAAGACAAUAAUAUUGAUAGUUGGAACAUGCCAUUGCAUCAAGUUGUAGUUUCCCCAAUAACUGGUUUGCUGGAGAAAAUACCACAAGAAGAUAAUAAGAAAUCGGAUAUUAAAAUGCUAGAGUCUCCCAUCCAGGAGAGAAGUCAAUCAUCAAAUUCUGUUAUUUCAAGUGGAAACAACAUUUGUAAGAUAUGUCAUUGCGAAACGGAGAAAGACGAUGAAUUAAUCUCACCGUGUUUUUGCUCCGGUUCGCUCUUGUACGUUCAUCAAGGCUGUGUGCAAAAAUGGAUAAAAGCUACGGAUGCAAAAACAUGUGAAUUAUGUCAAUACAGUUAUAAAAUUGAUUCAACAGUGAAACCAUUCAAUAAGUGGCAAACUUUGGAGUUAUCACAUAGCGAACGUCGAAAGAUUGUAUGUUCCGUAGCAUUUCAUAUUAUUGCGGUUACUUGCAUCAUUUGGUCUUUAUGGGUGUUGAUCGACCGUACUGCUGAAGAGGUUAGAGACGGUAAUCUAAGAUGGCCGUUUUGGACUAAAUUGAUAGUUGUUGCAAUUGGUUUUGUUGGCGGUGUUGUCUUCAUGUAUGUGCAAUGUAAAGUAUAUGUUCAUUUAUUUCGCCGUUUAAAAGCAUACAAUCGUGUCAUCUUCGUGAAGACUGUACCGGAAAUCGAACGCAGCGCGCAUAAAACUCGACAGUUAGAAGAAGACGAGGUGGCUGUAUAGAUACAGCUGUUUUCGUACAUUAUUCAUGUAACCUAACAUAUGGAAGGUGUUCUUUAUGCUUGAUGGCGUGUAACUAUUAUGUGGAUUUCAACUAGGGUUGAAGGUAUCUACCGAUAUGAGUAUCGAUAAAGGGGUCUAAGUUGUGUGAUAAUGCAGCUAUGCAAAUCCGAGUUGAUUUUUCGGAGUUUUUGUAUAGAGAUUAGACGAACGGUUGUUUAUACUGUUAUUGUUUGAUCCUUAAUAUCCAGUGUGUUGUUGAAUUUUGACUGUUUAAGAAUAAUUCUUUUUUUUAUUAGUGCCACGCUUCAAGCCUAAAUUAUGUGUGAAUUUUGUUUUAAAAAAGAUGAAAAAUCCCAAUUUCGCGAAAAUUAAUAAUAGCGAGUUUCCCGAUAAUUGUCGUGAAACUAAUUUUCGCAAGAUCUCGCUCAAUACCCUCAAAAAUUAUUUUCCUCAAGGUACCAUCUGGUUCACUGAAGUUUAUCUUCCUUUUGAGGUUUUCUUGGAGCACAAUAGUUAUCUUUGUUGAGCAGAUUUUAAAUGGCUGAGAAUCAACGACGUGGUAGCUUUAAAUCAAUCAAGUUAUGUUUUGUUAAUUGUAAAUAUUGUAUAUAUAUUUAUUUGUAAAAUAGUUCUUGCGUUUGC